ACCGGCAUGAUUAGGAACAUCUGUUUAACCGGCGCGGCAGUCAGACGAACCGGCUCACACGUGUUCCCCGUCGGUAUUUACACGCAGCGCGGUGAUUUAACAAACAGUGACAACUCGCGAUUUGAGGUGUCUUUUUAACCAGCUGUCGACUCGAGUCAGUCGCUGAAAGAGUCUGACAGGAAGUGAAGAGCGCAGCGGAGCCGGAGCUGACGGCGGCUGCCAGGAAAAUAGCAGAUAUUUCCAAAUUCCACAUCUACAAACAACAGAGAUAUGUUAUUGCGCUCAGGGCUGGGACACGAGGUUUGCUCCUUAUAUGCCUGGGAACUAUCAUCCCACCGUGAAGCGCACAGAAGAUUCCUUCCAGGCCUGCAACGACAUCGUGGCGUGUUUCCAGGAGAGAGCCCGCGUGGAGAGGCAGUACGCCCAGCAGCUCGACGAAUGGAGCAACAAGUGGAAACCAGUCGUGGACUCCAGUCCUCUUUAUGGGUCGCUACUGAAGGCUUGGCAGUGCUUCCUGUCAUCCGCCGACCGGCUGGCCUCGUUACACGCCUCCAUCUGUCGCUCCCUGGUGUCGGAAGACGCAGACCGGGUCAGAACCUGGCAGAAGGACACCUUUCACAAGAAGUUAUUUGGAGGCUUCAAGGAGUCCCAGGACAUUGAGACUGGGUUUGCACGCGCUCAGAAGCCCUGGGCGAAACGGCUUAAGAAGCUGGACAAAGCUAGGAGGGCGUACCAUAAGGUGAGCCGUAAGGAGCACGCCGCUAAGGAGAGAGACUUUCACGCUCAGGGAAACCCAGAUGUUUCUAUUGACAAGCAGAAAAAGAUCCAAGAGGAGCGAGAACUGGCUCAGCAGGAGGCCGAGAAGGUCCGCGCUCGCUAUGAGAAAGUCCUGGAGGAGGUGAACCGCUACGUUCCCCGCUACAUGGAGGAGAUGGAGUCCGUUUUCGACCAAUCCCAGGACGAGGAGCGAAGGAGGAUCGUGUUCCUCAAAGAAGCCUUCCUGUCCAUCCACAAACACCUGGACGUCACCACCAACGAGAGUGUGGUUGCCGUGUACAGCGAGCUGCACAACACCCUGAUGGGCAUCGACGACCAGGAGGACCUCCGCUGGUGGAAAAACACUCACGGACCCGGCAUGCCGACCGACUGGCCUCACUUCCAGGAUUAUUCACCUGAGAAGAAAAGCAAAAAGGGGAAGAAGGAGGUGGAAAAGAAAGGAACAAUAGAGAAGAGUGUGAUGAUCGGCGGCGUGAGAGUGAGAGCUCUGUACGAUUAUGUUGGUCAGGAGACGGAUGAGCUCUCCUUUAAAGCAGGUGAGGAGUUUCUGAAGAUCGAGGAUGAGGAUGAUCAGGGUUGGUGUCGGGGAAAGAAGGACGAAGGCUGGGAGGGGCUUUACCCGGCGAACUACGUGGAGGUCGUAUAGUUUCCACAAACAGGAUGGAUAUGGGUAAAAAACCCGGUGCUGCGUCUGGUUCUGAUCAGAAACAUUUAAAAACGACAUUAAAAAUUAAAACCGAGAUGUUUUCCAAACACAAAAAUCUUUUCGACAAACAGAUUUGUACGUUUUUUUGUUUGUUUUUUUUUUAACUUCCUGAAGGAUUUUAAUGAAAGUUUUAAUACAGAAAUGCAAGCAAGCGAUCCCUUUAUGUUACCAUGACAACUAUAUGCUGGAGUAUAAAGUCAUGCUAAUGUUUGGCAUUGAAGCUACAACACAAGACUGAGAUUUUAUUUUGUUUUUUUCACGUUGCUUUUAAAACUGCUGCAGAAGUGAAGGUGAAAAUCGUUACCAAUGUUUGCAGCUUCCAGGUAAAAUAAACCCAAAGCUCUUCAAUGAAGUGACACUAAAAACAUCUUAAUUUGUGGCUUUUAAUACUUACAGUGCAUUUCACCUCCACUUUUCCACUUUGCUGCUUGAAAGGGAACAAUCACAUAAACCAGAGUCAAUUAUUGCAGCUUCUUAAUGGAGCUUUAUAGGAACUUUCUGAUCGCUUUAUUUCUCCAUAACGUCUCCAAAUCACUAAUCUGAAGAAUAAUUACAAACAUUUUCAUGUUUCCAAAGACUUUUAGGAGAAAACAAACAAACUUUAUGCAAAGAUGCUGUUCAGCCUCUUCUACAUCCAUAGUGUUAUUCUGUCUGACAAUAAAUUAAACUUUUGGACUAAAUCCUAACUAGUGGCGACACAUUCUGGUUUUGUUCACAUGUUCCAAGGGGAGUUUAGAUCUUUCUUGCCAGAGAUCAGAAAUGUAAACAUCUGAAUCUUUAUUCUGCAUUUUAUUCAUGCAGUUUCUACAGAAUAUGUUGGUUUUCUUGGAUUACAUUUUCUUAGGUUUCUGCAGAAACAGCAUCACCGUUCUGAUAUAAAUCUCCUUCAGUGCAGCUAAACAUUUCAGCAGGAGAGUUUUAAAGAUCUGAGAAUCUUUUCUGGAAGGAACUUCCUUCAUGUUUGUCUUUACUGGCGAUUAAUCGCGAUUAAUCAAUUACAUAUUAAUCAUCAACAUUCAAAAAAGGCCAUUUACUGAAAAAGCAAACUCUCAGAGCAGUAAUUAACCCAAAACUGUCCAAAAUAUAUAAACAUUUUGCAUUUAAGAUUAAAAACAACUCUGUUUGUAAAUGGUUUUACCCAAAACUCCUCGUAGUUUUAGCUUCACUAAGAGAUUGCUGGAAGAAAAUCUCUUUCUUAUUUAAUCAGUGAGUUGAAUUGUUUAUGCAUUUCUAUUAUUGGAUAAAAAAGAUUUAAGUUGUUUGAUAAAAAUUUGUAGAAUGUGCCGUUUUUAAAACCAGAAGAGUCGUCAGAAUAAUUGAUUAGUAAAAUAUUCGUUAGUUAAAGGCCUAACUGCAAACAAACAAAUCAGCCCAAGUGCUAAUAGUGACCUGUGUUGUCUACUGCUGCUUUGACCUUAAUUAAAUUAAAUUAGCCAAACUCAACAUUUCUGCAUUUUCUCAACUGUAAAGCAAGUCGAGUGAAAAGCCAACAGUAAGUGAAACGUCUUCAUUCUUUGGUUUAGAUGAAAUCUGAAGCUCAGGCUCUCGUUGUCGGGAUUAUUUUCAACCAUUAACGGUAAAGUUUGACGUUCAGUCUUCAAACAACCCGGCAGGAUGUGCUCAAACGUCACCGCUUAUCUUCACAGAAAAGAAGCUGAACGUGUCGCCUGCUGUCUGCAGAGAGUAACCGUUGCCAUGACAUCAGAUUAACGGCCACAUUUCUGGCUUUUUCUUCACUGCAAAAACACAAAAUAUUACCAAGUAUUUUUGAUAUUAAAGUGGAGGCCAAGAAUUGAAAGCAUUUUUAUUAUUAUUAUUUUAUUGGUAAAAAUUGGAGACAGGACUUUGUAUUAUUUCUCGUCAGGAGUGGAUUUGGUCAUGUACUCUGCAAAAACACAAAAUCUUACCAAGUAUUUUUGUUCUAGCUUUUCAUCCAAAUCUCUUAGUAUGCUUGAAGAUGACAAUAAACUUACAAGUAACUUUUCAGCAGGAUAUAAGAGCUUGUUUUAAAUUAAUAAUUCCAUGAUCUCAAUGAAAAUGCAUUAAAUUGGCAAAUGAUUUCAUUUAUGAAAAGACAUUUUUCUCAUGACAUAAAUUAAAUAACCUGCAUUUCUCAUAAAUACUGAGGAUUUUUUAAAAAUUUAAACAAGCUCGUUUAUUGCUCAAAAGUUACUUGUGAGUUUAUUUCUCGUUUAAGAGAUUUGCACUGGUAAAAUACUUUAAGAUUUGUUUUUCUUUUUUUACAGUGUUCAAGAUUUAGUUAACAUUUCAGACUUUCUGUAAAACAGAACAAUCUUUACCAAAGUAAGGAAACACCUGUCAUUAAAAGCUUCCUUUCCUUUGCUUAGCUACUCCUCUCCAUAUAUACAUGUCUGUACUUUUAUCUUUGUCAUGUGAGAAUUAUACAUUUGUAAACUCUUCAUGUCUUUUGGAAAUAAACUCAGAUGCUAAAAACA
This is a messenger RNA of Gambusia affinis (western mosquitofish), 3939 nucleotides long. Its product is annotated as protein kinase C and casein kinase substrate in neurons protein 3. Gene Ontology annotation, biological process: plasma membrane tubulation; cytoskeleton organization; regulation of endocytosis. Lineage: Eukaryota; Metazoa; Chordata; Actinopteri; Cyprinodontiformes; Poeciliidae. Gene Ontology annotation, molecular function: phospholipid binding; protein binding. The coding region runs from base 314 to 1423 and encodes 369 amino acids. The transcript has 9 exons. The record is from RefSeq and is a predicted model, not a curated record. Gene Ontology annotation, cellular component: cytoplasm; plasma membrane; endosome.